AUGCCCGUUAGUAUAGUCACCAAGCCUGGGUUUACGGCUUUGGAUAUUGAGGUGUUGGAGUCCAUUCACAAGGCAUUGCAUCCUCUCCAGGAGUUUACUGAUGCUCUCUCUGGAGAGGAGUAUGUCAGCAUCUCCUACCUCAAACCAGUUCUCCACCUUCUGUCCACAUCAGUCCUGGCUGAAGACCAAGAGGACACUGACCUGACCAGGUCAAUUAAAACCAAGGCCCUGGCUUACCACAGUUCCUGCUCCGCCGAGGUUCCUGCUCUGCCAAGGUUCCUGCUCCCCCGGCCUUCGCCGAGGUUCCUGCUCCCCCGGCCUUCGCCAAGGUUCCUGCUCCGCCGGCCUUUGCCAAGGUUCCUGCUCCGCUGGCCUUCGCCGAGGUUCCUGCUCCGCCGAGGUUCCUGCUCCGCCGAGGUUCCUGCUUCCCCGGCCUUCGGUGAGGUUCCUGCUCCGCCGGCUUUCGACGUGGUUCCUGCUUCGCCAGCCGGCGAAAGACCCAUUCCUACUGUUCCGCUGCCACCGGCUUCAGAGGAUCUAGUGCCCUACACCGCACCCGAGGCUCGUAAGGUCCAGGCCCAGGAGGCCCUGUUGACCUUCACCGCACUCGAGUCCCGAGGGUCCUCCUUCGUCGCCGGCCGCUUGAGACUCUGCUGCUCUGCCAUCAGGGUUGCCCACCGGAGGUUCCUCCUGGUCGUUAGUCACCAUCGGUGGAUCCACCUGGCCUCAACCCGUCAGCCGAGCAGCCUUCCAGCACACCCGAGCAGCCUCCCAGCGCACUCAAGCCGUCGGCCAAACAGCCUCCUCCUGGUCAUUAGUCGUCGACCGAGCCUCCUCUGGAUCAUCAGUCAUUGCCCAGGUCCUCCUGACAGCGCCCUCAAGACGUCGCUGACCAGCGCUCUCAAGCUGCCCAGCACUCUCAAGCUGCCCAACACAUGCACGUCUCCAGAGAUCCUCUGCGUUCUCAAGUCCCCAGACCUUUUCUGCGCACUCCAGUUGCUGUCUAAGAACUCCAGCGCUCCCAAGCCGCUACUUGAGCUCUCCAGCGCUCUCAAGCCGCCGCUCGAGCUCUCUGGCGCUCCCAAGCCGCCGCUCGAGCUCUCUGGCGCUCCCAAGCCACCACUCGAGCUCUCCAGCGCUCCCAAGUCGCCUCUCGAGCUCCCCAGUGCUCCCCAGCUGCCGCUCGAGCUCUCCAGAGGUCGUCCGCCUCCUGGCCGGCCACCAGAACCCUUCUGUGGCUGUCAACCCUCUGGUCGGCCACCCUAACUCCUUUUUUUUCUGACUCCAUCCUCAGCCAUCUCCACUCAUCACUCUAAGCCUUCAAUAAAGCUCCUUAAACGCAGCUUUGUGUGUGGUGGAGUUCAGGUUCAUCAGAACAAAUCCUGACAGUAUCAAUAUGUUGCAUUUAAAAAAACUAAACUCCACAUAAUUAAAAAACAGUUUUUAAUACCAGCAAUCCAAUUUGAGAUCAGAUCGAAAAGAAUCGAUUCUACAUCUUGAGAAUCGAUUCGAUUCUUGAAAUUUGAAUCGAGACCCAGCCCUAGGACGCAGAUAUGCAGUUUAAAGAGUUUAUUAAAGAUUUGAGGAUUGGAUAACAGUGGAAACCGGGAGGGCUGUGGUAACUGACUGUGGGGAAGAAAGCAGACAGGACGAAGCACCAAUAUUUAUUAGGAAGGUGGAGUAAUUGUGACAGAGGCUGAUUUAUGGGCUGAGGGAGUAGAGGAGUCCAGGGGGAUGGUGAAGCGCACAAAGAGAGCUGCGGUUGACAGUGUGAUGGCUUGUGGUGGACUUGUUCUUCUUCUUCUGGCAGACUAUACACUAAAUGCCUUCCAUCUGGCUGCUGCCUUUUAUAUGCUCCACCAAUUAGUCCAAAAAAAGGUUAAAAAAAUAAAGCAACUGGACUUCUAUUCUACUGAUCACAACCUUGUUUUUCUCUGUCCAGAUUAUAAACCCCUUGUCAAGAGACUACCGGUAACAAAAAGGGCAGUGAGAAAGUGGUCACAGGAAGCUAAAGAAGCCCUACGGUGUUGUUUUGAAUUUACCGAUUGGAUUUCUAUUUGCAAGCCACAUGGAGAGGACAUAAAUGCCAUGACUCAGUGUGUGACCAACUAUAUGGACUUCUGUGUGGACAGCAUCACCCCCACCAGAACAGGGAAUGCUAUCAUUCCCUGAUAGCAAGCCCUGCUUAUAACCAGUGACCUGAAGGAACUGUUGAACAAUAAACUAGAGCCUUUAGGGAGUGAGACAGAGAGUUAUUCAGGAGCAUACAGAAGCAGCUCAAUGUCAAGAUCAGAGAUAGCAAGGGGGUGUAUAGGAAGAAGCUGGAGAAUAAACUGCAGAGGAACAAUAUCAGAGAUGUGUGAUCAGGGAUUAAGAAGAUCAAAGGCUUCAAGCUGAAAGGGGAUCGGAUAGAUUGUAGUCUGGACAAUGAGCUGAACACAUUCUUCAAUAGGUUUACUUCAGGAAAAGACAUCCCACUCUCCUUUAACACACAGCUUUCCUGUCACACCUCAGAUGUUUUAUCCUCUGCCUCAGUCAUGGACUCUUCUGCUUCCACUAGUUUGUCUUCAACCAAAUCAGGAGAUGCUGCUGCUCCCUCCCCUCCCUCUUUACUGUUUCUAGAAGUCAGGUGAAGAGGCAGCUGGAGAGACAGAACCAAAACAAGGCUGCAAAUCCAGAUGGUGCCAGCCCCAGAGUCCUGAAGGUCUGUGCAGAGCAGCUCUGUGGGAUUCUGCAGCACCUAUUCAGUCUAAGCUUGACCCAAGAGAAGGUAUCAUUGUUGUGGAAGACAUCGCGUCUGGUUUAAAAGCAAACUCACCCAUCAGACAUCAACGACGACUACAGACCCAUUGCCCUGCCAUCUCACAUCAUGAAGGUCCUGGAGAGAUUCCUAUUGGCCCACUUAUGUAACCAAACCAGCACAUAUCAGGACCCCCUGCAGUUUGCUUAUUGCCAUGGAGUUGGAGUUGAAGACGGAGGUUGGGCAGGUAGGUGAGCACAGCAGGAGGACUUAACCAUGAGCGACGUCUCGGAGUUCUGAUCUUGACACGAGGAGAUCUGACUUGGAAGUGCGGUAACUCUGGAGUCCAGGAUUCUAGAUGAAGCAAGGAGCAAAAGCAUGGAGUUAGACAAGGCUCGGAAAGAUACUCGGAACUA
Messenger RNA from Fundulus heteroclitus (mummichog), 3156 nucleotides. RefSeq names its product proline-rich protein 36-like. The coding region runs from base 1 to 1266 and encodes 421 amino acids. The transcript has 4 exons. The record is from RefSeq and is a predicted model, not a curated record. NCBI's taxonomy places the organism in Eukaryota, Metazoa, Chordata, Actinopteri, Cyprinodontiformes, Fundulidae.